CAGCCAGACGUCGGCCGAACACGACGACGACGACGACGACGACGACUAUCAUCGCCGCGCGACCCCUCUCGUAAAAAGACGGUGCGUCGCAAUAUACGAAAUAAUAAUUCGUCGUAAGAGACGAAAACUACGUGACGACGACGACGACGACAACAACAACGACGACGACGACGACGACGACAACGACGACGAGGAGGAGGAGAAGGAGAAGGAGGAGGACAGAAGAACGACGGUCCGCAGGAUCGCCGGCAGUGACAGCGGUGACGGUAGGGGAGAAGGAGAAGCUGGACGACGUCGUCGUCUACCGUGCGAGCGUCGACGGCGACGAAGACGGUGGCGAGGCGGAAGAGACGGCGAAGGUGGAGGUGGAGAAGAAGAAGAAGGAAGAGGGACGUGAUCGUGGACGAUAACGCCCGGGGACGAUGAAAACGGCGCGCGCGACCGCGACGUGGACAGCUACGACGACGACGACGACGACGACGACGACGACGACGAGAACGAGAACGAACGGAGGUAAACGGAAGCCCCAUAUGACCGAUCUCGUUGCUGCGCUACACUGAGAGUUUCUUGUGCUUCUCGUGUCUGUGUGUAUGUGUGUGUUCGUGCGUGCGUGCGUGCGUGUGUAUACACGGUAAUCGUGUACAAGCGAGGAACUGAACUCUCUCCCUAAGGUGUGUGCAAACUCGAAUAAUUAUGAUGUCGCCGUCGGAUAAUAGCGUGCCGCGAAUGUGUGUCUAACGUCACUCCGCGACUAGGUCCUAUUCUCUAUAACGUGUGUCUCUAACGUGUGUCCCUACGUGUGCUGAUCUACGGGAAUUCCGUUAAAAAAAAAGUGCUAGCUAGAGCUAUCGCCGAUCUCUUCGCUCUCUUGUAAAAAAAAAAAAAAAAAAAAAUCGUCUCGUUUCGCGAAGUGCUCCGAUCCUCGGAUGCGUGCCGUUUCUCUCGCUCGUUCCGGUGUACCGUAAAGCUCUAUCUCGCUCGCGCACACGGACUCGUCGCCGUACACACGCUCUCUCGCUCUUUCGCUCUCCGUGUCUCUCCGUCUGUCCCGUGUGUCUCUCUCUCCGCCUGUGUUUGUCUGUCCGCCGCCCUGCGUGCGUGUUUCUCGCGUGCCUCUUGGCCACACACACCCGGAGACUCUCUCUUCUGCUCUCUCUUCUCUUCCUUGGGGCCACCACCGCGCGAUCGAUGUGACAUCGCUCCGUGCCGUGUUUAAAGUGCUCUCCUUGUUGUGUGUUCGUCGCGAUAUCGCGAAACUCUCGCGAGCGUAUCGCGCGAGCCGCCGAUCUACGCAUCGCGAACGGCGGAGGACGUUCGUUCGUUCGUUCGUUCAUUUGUUCUUGAGCGGGCGCAAGGAAACAAGACUGUGUUUGUACCUUUUUGGAAGAGAGAGUGUCUCUUACACGGAGAAGAGAAGUGUGUGGUUAUAUUACGUGCCCUGCGUGCGCGUACAUGCGACAGUAGUGAAGUGCCGACGGCAACGUCUCUCGCGUAUCUUGGGGCAGUGUGUGGUGCGCUUUCUCUCGCUCCGUCGUUCUCUUCUCUCUGUCUCUAUCUAUCUCUUUCUGCCUCCCCGUCUUUCCCUACCACCUCCUCCUCUCUCUCUCCUCUCCGGUGCCCUGCGCCCCUUCGCCCAUCGUCUUCCUUUCUUCCCUCCCUUAUCUUUUCGCUGUUCUUUCCUUCGCCUACCUUCCUUCGACAUUUCUUUCUUUCUCUCUUCUUUCCUAUCGGUCGGGAACGACCGUAGAAUGAGCGACAACACUUUCACGACUACCGUCGCUGUUGUCUGCUCUCGCAUUCCCUUUGUCGUUGCCGUCAUCGUCGUCUUCCGCGCCUACGCGUGUGUCAAACGUUGACCACGAGGCCGCGCCGCGAGUGAUCACGACAUUGUCGUCCGGUUGACGGUUUCAGUGAAGUCAAGUGUUGGUGAUCACUCGAAGAAGAUGGAGAUCGAAGCAAAACAGCGUAGCCAAAAGAAUCGCCGACGUGAGCGGGCGCAACGCAUGCUGGCUCAGAGGGAGAGCCUGGCCACCGCGAAGCAACAGCAACAGCAGCAGCAGCAGCAGCAACAGUCGCAACAGUCCCGACAAUCGAGACCGCCGAACGAUGAGGAAGACAGCCACAGCGGCGAGGACGAGGAUCCCGCCGGCGGUGGCGGCGGUGGUGGCGGCCUCGGGCUCACCAAGACCGGUCAUCCACGGGACGGACAUUCACGUCCGCCCAGGCCGCCACGACCCCCGAGGCCUCGCAAGAAGUCUUCCCUCGCGGCUGCCAACCAGAAGGAGCCACCCUUCGAGGAGGACAUUAUCGACGGAUUCGCCAUCAUCGCCUUCCGCACGUACGAGGAACUCGAGAGUGCAAUAAAGUUAGCUGGUAAAAAUAAUGUCAAGAAACUGCACUCAUUGCUAUCAGUAGUGGAGGAGAAGCCGAAAGUGGAUACAGGGCAGAAUAACAGGCACAACGAGCAUCACAUCAAAAACAAUUUCAAGCACAACCAUUAUACACAUAAUUCCAUACUGACACCUUCGACGCUAAACCAGGGCCUAGAUGCAGGUACAAGCGACGAUAGUGGCAGAGCGUCUGAACAAUUGCACGGCCCUGGUAUACCUAGGGAUUGCCAGGACGCAGACAGUUCCAGGGACCAUCUCAGCGAUGCUAGCAGUCAUUGCAGUUCGGGUAAAGGUUAUAUCUGUGAUAGUGAAGGAGAAGACGAUAAGGGCUCGGAUGCCGAAUCGAUACUCUUUGAAUCUUCUACCCCACCACCUCUUGCACGUAAAUACGAAUUGCCGUCUUCUUCGCCGCACGUUUUGCCACCCGCAAACGGCGCAGGCGGGUCUCCACCGGACACGGGUGGACAAAUUUCUAAUCCAGCAACGGAUGCUCCGGCACCUAUACCGCCUUCUGUGCCUGCCUCUGCACCAGUUCCAACAGCGCCGAGUCCUCCCAGCCCUACACUGCCCCCACACAUAUCCCAGCCUCCUAUGACUAGUCCUUUGGCAGCGAAUCCACGUGCAAUAGCUCCGCAACAGCGGCCAGCUUCCCCCGCCCUGCCACCGUCCUCCUUGUCCCAGCAGCCGCACACUACGAUACCUGCAUUGCAUCCACCUAAUGUGCCCCUCGUCUCGUCGAGUCAUACAACUAGUCCAGCGGUAGCCAGUUUAGGUGUCACGCCGGCGGCACCGUCGAAUGGAGCAGCUACCACAAGUUAUCCCCCGCCUAUCCCCAUAGCCGCGUACCCGCAAACACAACCGUCGUAUCCGCCGCUCUACACUCCGUACACCGCUUUAAAUCACAGUCCGUACCUACCCCCUGCGGUACCGUCUCCCUCACACUCUGCUUCGUCGCGCGCAGAUGUGAGAGGAAGUAGAGCUUCUCCCUGUACCAAUAUAAGUAAACAGACUGUAGGGAAUAAUCUUGCAAAUCACAACAAUACUCCGUUGAGCGCUGCCACCACGACAUGCGUAUCCACCAUAACUAAUACAGUUACCACAGCGAACUCCAUCGCUCAUAGAGACAUGGUGGCCUGCAGUCUGUCUGGACGAAACAAUAAUUCUCCACGUGGACACAGCCCUAAUCGAGAAAGAGAUAGUUACAGCAGCAACGUGAGUAGUCUAAGUCGAGGCAGUAUAACGCCUGUUAGUGUGCCAAACACCUCCUCUCCAGCCAAUUCUAGUCUACCUGCAUAUACCAAGCCACAAGGUUGGAUCAGCAGCAACACAGCUUCCCAAUUAUCUCCGGCGACAGUUACAUCCGUGCCGAGGCCGACUCCACCGCCGGUACCACUUGGGAUACACACAUUUCCUCCGCCGAUGUUUGCGGCGCCUUUGCCGCCGCCUGUGUCUAGCUCGAGCCCGCAUACUUCACUGCCUUCACUUCCUCCACCGACGACCAAUCCGAAUCCAUUCUCCGCGGAAUCUCUAUUCCAAACAAAAGGGGUAACACAUGUUCCAGGUCAGGCGGAUCUUCUGAGAAGAGAACUUGAUAACAGAUUCUUGGCAUCUCAGGACAGAAAUGUUGGAGUUGACGUGGGAAAUCUAGGUCCAACGGCAUAUCUUCGAACGGAAAUGCAUCAUCAUCAGCAUCAACACACGCAUGUUCAUCAACAUACAACGCCAUUGUUGCCACCAGCGGCAGCGACAACGCUUUUUCCACCUCCACUUUUUAAGGAUAUCCCAAAGUUAGGAUCAGUCGAUUCGCCAUUUUUUCGUGGUAAUUUAAAUAUUUCUGGUUAUUCUGGUUUCAACACUGGUCUUCUUCAUCACGGCAUAGGUCCUUCAACACCUUUUGUGCCGUCUAAUCAUAUAUCGCAAUUUGCGACAAGAAAAACUGGAAAAUGGAACGCAAUGCAUGCGCACAUUGCGUGGGGUAUAUUCCGUAUUCAGCAGAAGCAAGCUGCUGACGCUAAGGCAGGAAGUGUUGUUAGUACUAAAACUGAUUUGUUGAGACCACCAGGGCAUCUUUAUCCAGGAGGACCAGGCAGUGGACUUGGAAUGGGUGCGCCGUCAAUGGCACCUCCAUUUCCUACUAACAUGCCACCGACUCAUCCUGCGCCACCUCCGCCUCAUCCUGUUGGUUUUCUAUCGUCACCAGCUUCACAUUUAGGUAAUAGAGGAACAGGAAUGUCUCCUUUUGGAAGGUAUCCUUCAACAUAUGGCGCGCCGAAUCCCAAUUUUCCGAGUCUUUCAACUUUUCCGCCAAGAGAAAUGCCAUCUUUAGGUGGACUUGGUUCAGUGCACGAUCCAUGGCGAGGAUUGCAACGUGCUACUACUGGAUUUCCACCGACUACCGUAUCGUGGGGACCAGGAUUGAAACCGGAACCGUCACCGAUAGACAGACGUGCUGAAUUGGAGGAACGGGAACGCGAAAGAGAACGUGAAAGAGAACGUGAACAACAACGGGAGCGUGAACGCGAACGCGAACGUGAACGCGAGCGUAUCAAACGUGAGGAGGAAAGAAAGAGAGAAGAACAGCGUGAAAGAGAUAGGCGAGAAAGAGAACGCGAGAAAGAGGAGAGGAGGAAACAACAAGAAGCGGAACGUGUCGAACGGGAAAGGCGGGAGAAGGAGCGCCGCGAAUUAGAGAGACGCGAAUUGGUGGAACGCGAGAGACUACUGCAUCAAAAUCGGCAACACGCGACAAUGUCCAGAGACCGAUCGCCGCUUAGAAACGGUUCAGCGCCUCUGGAUACCGGAGAAGUGCGUGUGAAGGAAGAACCGCGCAGCAAAGAUGAUGAGGUUGUAAUGCUUCCACGACCGCCAGUACCCGGUCCUGGAGCGGCAGUAUCCGCGCCAGGACCCGUACCAAAUCCACUGCCCGAUCCGAGAUAUCAUCAUCCGCAUCCGCAUGCCUAUCUCACUAGACAUCCACACGGUAUGCCGGGUUCGCAUUCCAUGCCGCGUAGCAUGCUUCCCAGUUUAAGCGCACACCCGAUACAACAUUUUCCACCGCCAUCCGCGCCUACCGGUCAACCGGGAGCACCAUGGCCGGGCGAUCCUUUCCGGGAUUAUCGGUACGACCCGUUGCAGCAAUUACGAUACAAUCCGUUAGUGGCAGCCGCGGCGUUCAGAGCGGAGGAAGAAGAACGGGCGAAACUGUAUGCCGCUGGCUAUCCACCUCCACCGGUGAACGCUCUCAGAAGUAAAGAUCCUAGUCCGGGUCCGCUUAGCAACUUACAUAUGCAUCAUAGAGCGGGGCCCGGUCCGGGAGUGCCGACGCGUCCGCUUGAAAAUGCCCUUAUGCACGCAGAUAUUCACAAGAAGGAGGACGGAUCCCAGUCUCGAUGAUACAUCCCGUCUUCAUCGGUUUGCGCGAGCGAACGUACCAACGGACCGACAUUCUGAGCCACUCCCCACUCCUCAGCAAUGCUCAGAACUCAAUAUUUUGCUAACAGAGAGAAGCGUUAUUUAAAACAAAAAACAAAACAAAGUGUAUAUACAGAUAUAUUAUAUAUACAUAUUAUAUAUAUACAUACAUAUAUAUAUAAUAUUUAUAAUUAUCGAGAAACAGUACGAAAUCGCGUAGAACUUCUACAAGAGAACGUAACAAAGAUGCCUUGCUAAGAAUGAUGACAGGUGUUCGGUCAAUAACUGUGGCUACGGAGGCAUCGCUAAUGUGUCACACAAAUAAUCACGUUGACAUUUAUAUGUGAUUUCUGCAGUUUCGGUGAUCUGACUGUCUAUAGUAGUAACGAGCCCCAAUUAUUACGACGAUAACUAUGCAUACAGUUUAAAACAAAAAAAAAAAAAAAAAAAGUAUCGUGUGUAAUAUUACUAGUUACUAUAGAAUAUGAAGCGAUGGCUACGUAAAAAAAAAAAAAAAAAAAAAAA
This is a messenger RNA of Pseudomyrmex gracilis, 6326 nucleotides long. It is a transcript of the gene tay, whose product is annotated as autism susceptibility gene 2 protein-like. The transcript is spliced from 16 exons. The record is from RefSeq and is a predicted model, not a curated record. NCBI's taxonomy places the organism in Eukaryota, Metazoa, Arthropoda, Insecta, Hymenoptera, Formicidae. Bases 1944 to 5783 code for a protein of 1279 amino acids.